AUGACGAGCACCAACAAGGACGACCAUGAAGACCCGGCGACAAAGUCGAGACAGCAAAACCAGGCGCGGCGCGCUCAGGUGCGAAGCGCCCAGAUCCGCCACCGCCAGCGCAAGGCCGACCACCAGCGCCAGCUGGAGCUCGACAUGACCGAGUACCAGAGCCUGAUAGCCCAGAUCGAGGGCGAGACGGCCGUCCUCCGACGCCAGAACGCUGCCAUGCGCGCCCAGCUCGACGCGGCCGGCAUCUCCGUCGCAGCCCACGAGUGGUCUGGCAGCGUCGACAGUUCCGACGCCAGCGCCAGCGGUGACGAAUACUACUCCGUCAGCGACGACGGCGCCGGCGCCUACCCGGAACUCUUCCCCUCCGUCGACAUGGACCGUCUCACCGUCACGCUGGCCGUAGACGACACCAUGGGCUCGCCGGCCCUGCAGAUCAGCGGGAGGGGCAGCGGGAGCUCCAACUCGUCCAGCAGCAGCAGCAGCAGCAGCAGCAGCGGCAGCUCGUCUGCCUCGUACAGCCACCGUACGGGGACGAGCAGCGCCGCUACCAGCCCGCCUACAACCACCACAUCUACCACGCUGACGACGUAUCUCAACCCUGUGCAGGAGGAAGCUGCCGUCAACUUUAUCCUGGCGUUGGAACACGUCUGCUGGAGCCACUUUAUGCUCGGCGACUUUCCCCACCAUCACGACGGUGACGACCCUCACCAUGAUGACGUUCAGAUCAAGCCCGACACCGUCGGACACGAUGCCGACUCACGCGCCCCCCACGACGACGACUACGGUCACGCCCUGAUGGCGUCGACGUAUUGCAUGGGCAACGCGCCCUCCCCCGUCUUCGACUACACCAUGGAGGCCCUCUUCAACAACAUCGACUUCAACCCGACCCCGACGCCCUCUUCGCCGCCGGCCAUGGAGUGGCAGAGCCCGUCGUCGUCCAUGACGCUCGCCAACCUCUUCGGCCUGGCCUCCUCGCUCAACCCGGGCGACGAGGACCUCACGCCCGUCCAGGCCUGGUUCGAGCUGGCGGACCGGUACAACCCCGCCGCCCUCAUCGACUCGGGCAUCCUCGAGUCGCUCAAGAGGGAGCUCAGGGGUGUGGUCCACUGCCUUUACUACGGAGCUGUCAUGGAACGCGUGGCCUUUGAGAAUGUCUUGUCUCGUGUCAUGAAGGGGUUUGACGCAUGCAGUCUGUGA
Geosmithia morbida is the source of this 1197-nucleotide messenger RNA. RefSeq lists its product as uncharacterized. NCBI's taxonomy places the organism in Eukaryota, Fungi, Ascomycota, Sordariomycetes, Hypocreales, Bionectriaceae. The coding region runs from base 1 to 1197 and encodes 398 amino acids. The record is from RefSeq and is a predicted model, not a curated record. Gene Ontology annotation, molecular function: transcription cis-regulatory region binding; DNA-binding transcription activator activity, RNA polymerase II-specific. The transcript is spliced from 2 exons. Gene Ontology annotation, cellular component: RNA polymerase II transcription regulator complex.